This is a messenger RNA of Striga asiatica, 696 nucleotides long. The record is from the annotation of a GenBank genome assembly. Lineage: Eukaryota; Viridiplantae; Streptophyta; Magnoliopsida; Lamiales; Orobanchaceae.
AUGUCUUCCUCCAAAGCGAUUUCCCGGCUAGAUGUUGAAAAUCCAGCGCUGUCGUUUGAAAAUCUGGGUACACCUUCUAUAGAUCCUGUUGCUUGCCAGAGGGUGUACACUCCAAAAUAUGUUAAGUCUUAUUCUCCGGACUGGUUUGGGUUUACAGUUCCAGGUGAUUCUGGGAACCUGUUAACAGGUGAGAUGAUGCCUCCUAGUGGACAAUGGACUAUGUUCACAGUGCCCGACCCAGAGUAUUUUCAUUUGGACGUUGAAUACAAAGUAGAUCCUUUUACAGCUGACCUUAUUGCCAACUGCCCACCGCCCCUUAAGAAGUCUAGCAGCGAGUGCCAUGCGGACUCUCCUGAGCCUUGUCGUAUUUGCUACAAUACUCAUGGCUUCAGUCAGUGUCCUUACGUAUGCUCUUCUUACCCUCGUGGGGCGGACUUUAACCGGGAAUACUUCGAGAUAGCCUGUCCUUGUUGUGUGGGUUACUCUUCCUUUGAUGUCGACAAAUGGGUUUGUAACGCAUGUGGCAGGAAGAUAGCAGCGCUCGCCCGAAAGUACUGUAUUAUUUGCCGCAGCUUUACAAAGCACUGCACCUAUGAAUGCCCUAAAGAUGAGGCUUUAGCUGCCCAACAUAAUCUUCUUCGGUACAAACCAAAGGCUUCCCCGUAUGUACCAGAGUCUUCCCUGAAUGACUCUUGA